AGGCAUAUCUAUGCGUUGCCCCGAGUAUUCCUAAUACUACCGGCGUCACACCGAAGAUGGAACGAGGUCUAUUCUAGGUGCCUGGAACGCAUUCGAGUUUUAUUCAGGAGGCUGGACGACAAGCGUGGGUUCGCCGAGGAGCAUAGCCAUAGGAAUGUCAGCGAGAGCCGAAGAGGAUCUCCAGCCUGGAGUAUAAAUAGUCCAUCUAGCAGGUGAGGUAGUCCUCAUCCCACUCUCCCAUCUCCGCUGUGACAGGUGCUGGACACCGUCACUAUAAACGAACGAACGAACUUUCAUCGGGUGCUGGCCACUCCAAAAACACUCAACGACCAACCUUCCAGCAUUAUCUCUUCAACAUUUCGAAUUCUACAUCGCCCGUUACCAUCUUACAAAAAUGCGUUUCAUGAUGUCGCUUGCUUUUCUGUUGUUCGCCACUUCGAGUGCAUUCGCCGCGCCGACCCCAUUGCGGCCUGACGAGGCCGACGUCGCGCUGGUGGAUCGGUCCCUCAGUGGGGGUGUGAAGUUGGUCGGUGCUGGUUUACUAGGGGUAGCGGCCGGCGCUGUGGACCUUGGCGUCAGCGCUGUCGAGGACGUUGGCCACGUAAUCGGAAAAAUUCUUUGAAUUAUGUGGAAGGAUAUGAUACAAGUCAUUGUUGAUGGGCAUUGUGGAUGUUCGUUGUUGGAAUGACAUUCGUUGAC
Messenger RNA from Dacryopinax primogenitus, 699 nucleotides. RefSeq lists its product as uncharacterized. The transcript is spliced from 3 exons. The record is from RefSeq and is a predicted model, not a curated record. Lineage: Eukaryota; Fungi; Basidiomycota; Dacrymycetes; Dacrymycetales; Dacrymycetaceae. The coding region runs from base 395 to 622 and encodes 75 amino acids.